AUGAAAGUCAUUUCCCAACACUUGGCCCUUUGGCAGCACGCAGAUCUGCUGCUGCAAUUGCCCAAACUGGGGCCCCCGCUGGAAAAGGCCCGGCAGCGGCUGCUGCAGAUCCUGCGCUCAGCAGCAGCAGCAGCAGCAGCAGCAGCAGCAGCAAAGGGCCCCCAGGCUGCUGAGGCGCUGGGGUGUAUUCGCAGGUCGCUGCAGCAGCUAGUAGACAGCAUGGAAGCAGAAGGCAUUUCUGUUUUGCCAAUUCAAGAAGCUCUUGAGAAAUAUAAUUCACAACCAACCGAAAACUAG
Molecule: messenger RNA, 297 nt
Organism: Eimeria tenella
Lineage: Eukaryota; Apicomplexa; Conoidasida; Eucoccidiorida; Eimeriidae
Exons: 2
Coding region: 1-297 (98 amino acids)
Source: RefSeq, a predicted model, not a curated record